UAGAAAACUUGGCUCUUGUUUCAAUCAAUAAAACUGUUGUUUCGAGUAGGAGAUACUUUCCAUAUUAUACGAAUCUCAACUGUAUGAUUUGACAACUUCAUAAUGGCAGCUCUUCGUGACAUUUUGGUUGCAUUUCUGUUCGCCUUGGGAGGUUUUUCGAUCUUGUCAGCUCUCUGCCCUCCGGGCUGGAAAAACUGGCAUCAGUCGUGCUACGCGAUGUACUUGGAGCGUAUGAGCUGGGCAGAUGCUUCAGAGUUCUGCGAGAGUAAACAAAGCCACCUUGUCGUGCCGAAUUCACAGGCUGAGAACGACUUCCUCUGGCGGCGGCUGGUGGAACGAUUUGAGGCUGUACAAAAACGCGGAGUUUGGAUCGGUUGCAGAUGGGAGUCCGUUAACGCAAACAUUGUGAUCUGCGAUGGGAAUACUGAGAGAAUGAGCUACACCAACUGGGCAUUGGGAUAUCCCCAACAAGGAGCACCUCGGUGCGUCUUGUUGUCGAAGAAUGGCAACGGCACGUGGAAAACUUUCAACUGCGAAAAACCCAAGUAUGUCGUCUGCGAGAUGCCUAACACUGCUCGUGUGCACUGCAUGACGGCCGAUGCAAACGGGCGCUUCGUCAAUGGCCUACCGUAA
Patiria miniata (bat star) is the source of this 633-nucleotide messenger RNA. RefSeq names its product snaclec alboaggregin-A subunit beta-like. The transcript has a single exon. Gene Ontology annotation, molecular function: signaling receptor activity. NCBI's taxonomy places the organism in Eukaryota, Metazoa, Echinodermata, Asteroidea, Valvatida, Asterinidae. The coding region runs from base 103 to 633 and encodes 176 amino acids. The record is from RefSeq and is a predicted model, not a curated record.